AACAAUCAGUACUAUACAAGACAAAACAAAGGAGUCUGAUAUUUUUCAUUUUUCAUCUUAGGGUAAAUGAAAUAUUGCGAUCAACAUCUCCACUGAACAAUGCUUUCAUUAUCAAGAAUAUGUCGACCUUUUUUAACUGCUGUUCUGCAAAGGUGCAGUUCUCAGAAAUUCAAAGGCCAGGCUGCCCGAGCAAUUCAAACAAGAACAGAAACAAAAUAUAGCAGAAAUGUGUUUUGGGGUUGUGCAAUUGCAGGCUCGCUUGGUACUGGGUUUCUCUUCUUGUAUGGUCAAGAUUCACUGAAUGCUUGGUCUUUAUCUAAGGAAAAUCCAUCUCCACCCUCUUCGCCUUUGUAUUCAAAAGAGGAUGUGGCAAAACACAACUCUCCACAAAACGGUAUCUGGGUGACAUAUGGAGGGCAAGUAUAUGAUAUCACAGAGUUUGUGGGUGUACACCCUGGGGGAGAUAAGAUUCUGUUGGCAGCUGGGGGAGCACUUGAGCCUUUCUGGGCUAUGUACGCAGUACAUCAAACUGAUGAAGUUUUCAAGAUGUUAGAAGAAUAUUGCAUUGGAGAACUAAAGGCGGAAGAUAAGAAGUCUGUAGUUGAUACGAACGACCCAUACCGCAAUGACCCAGAACGCCACCCGUCGCUUGUCGUACGCUCCAAGAAACCGUUCAACGCGGAAACCCCCCUAACCUUACUGGGGGACAGCCUAGUCACACCUAAUUCCCUCUUCUACGUACGAAACCAUUUGCCGGUUCCCGAAGUUGACCCGAAAACCUACCGACUUGAAGUGAAUCUCGGAAAUGGAACUAAGCCACGUAGCUUAAGUCUGGACGAACUGAAGACGAAAUUCAAGCAACACACUUUGACUGUUGCGAUUCAAUGCGCUGGUAACAGACGCGAUGAAAUGAACGGUAUUAAGAAAGUGAAGGGCCUCACCUGGGCCGAGGGGGCUAUAGGGAAUGCUCAGUGGACUGGGGUCAAAUUACGUGACGUAUUACUCGAGGCUGGAUUCAAGGAAAGCGAGAUUGACGCGGCAAAGCAUGUUCAGUUUGAAGGUAUGGACGUUGACGUUGCAAAAGCCCCGUACGGUGCUUCCGUGUCUCUUGGAAAGGCCUUGGAUCCUCAGAGCGACACGCUGAUCGCAUUUGCCAUGAACGGUGAAGAUAUCCCUAAGGACCACGGUUAUCCCGUGCGGAUCAUCAUCCCGGGUGUGGUCGGUGCGAGGCAGGUGAAGUGGUUGAAUAGAAUCGUGAUUGCUGACGAAGAAAGCCGUUGUCACUGGCAACGCAAUGAUUACAAGGGAUUCUCACCGAGCACCGACUGGGACACUGUUGACUUCACUUCGAUGCCCUCGAUUCAGGACCUGCCUGUGCAGUCGGCCAUAUGUGAACCCGCCAACGGCGCGGUUCUGGAGGCUGGUACUGAAGAGUUUACCGUCAAAGGAUAUGCGUGGAGCGGUGGUGGUCGAGGCAUCGUAAGAGUCGAUGUUUCACCUGAUGGAGGAAAGACGUGGCAAAUCGCUGAACUAAAGAAGUCCGAGCAACCUGAAGGCAGGGCCUGGGGCUGGACUCUUUGGGAGGCAGCCAUUCCAGUCCAGAAUCGGGAUACUGUCGAAGUUUGCUGUAAAGCUAUAGAUUCAUCCUACAAUAGUCAACCAGAAAAUGUUGCUCCGAUAUGGAAUUUGCGCGGUGUCUUAUCCACUGCUUGGCACAGAGUUAAGGUGACAGUGCCACCAGAUGAAGAAUGACAAUUUGACCCUGGUUAGCUGGAAAUUAUGUUAAUUCCUAAUGUGAUCGAAAAAUAUUAAAAUAUUACUUUCACUUAUUAAACACAAUAUAGUAAAGACAUCAGUAAAUUAUGAAGAUAGCUAGCUUGGCACAGGCAGAUAUUGUAUAUUUUUAUAUUAUAACAAUACAAAACAAGCAGUUUGGCCGUAGCUUCGGGUAACGUCUCAGUCAAGAGUGGCAUAAAAACUGACUAAAAUAGGCCUUUGUCAGGAGUCAUACUAGCCUACCUGACGAUAAAGGCCCUUAGGUCGAAGCGUCGAGACGUUUUUUGAUUUCUAAUUUUGGGAGUCGUUAUAACUGUAGGGGAAAAUACUUCUAAUACCCUUGAAAGUGCAACAAAAAUUUGCUCAGAAAAUACCGAAGACGCAAAGAAGCGCCUUCAGAGGCGUUGCCGGGUGCAAGUCUGUCUAUGCCUAAAAAUAUCACAAAGUUCCUAAUAUUAUAUAUCUUCUAUGCAGGCUUAAUGAGAAUUAGUUUGAAUCAGUUUAUCAUGAUUUAUGAAUAAUGCUAUGUUUUAUUAGUUGGUAGUAAGGCUAUGAGCUUUUAUUGUAUAGAAUAGAUCAGUUUUUUAUAUCAUCAAGUACACUUCGUUGUGUUACUGUUCAUGAGAAAAGAUUGCUUUUCUGAAGUUUUUCUAUUUUUA
Molecule: messenger RNA, 2435 nt
Organism: Dendronephthya gigantea
Lineage: Eukaryota; Metazoa; Cnidaria; Anthozoa; Malacalcyonacea; Nephtheidae
Product: sulfite oxidase-like
Exons: 4
Coding region: 100-1752 (550 amino acids)
Cellular component (GO): mitochondrion
Molecular function (GO): oxidoreductase activity; molybdopterin cofactor binding; heme binding
Source: RefSeq, a predicted model, not a curated record